AUGAAACUCCAUAACUAUGGCAUUGACAGGCACUACAUAUUCCUACUUUGCAAUGGUAUACUAGUCUUUAUUGUCAAAAACUCUGGUUUGAUCAAUAAUUCUCCAUCUUGGGGGACGGAUCAUAACGAUGUGGGCAUCAAGAACAGGGACAGUCAAGGUCCAGCACCUGAAUUUUACAAAAUAAAACCACUGGCCGCAAGGGAAGCUGUUAUGGAAGUUCAGGAAGAGGAAGGGAGAGAAAAUGGACUAGUGAUCACAGAGGAAGAAGUUGAUGUGGAAGUUGAAGAAGAGGAAGAAAGACAAAUGGGCCAAGAAAACUGGUUUCUAGUUAUCAAAGAAGAGGAAGAGGAAGAGGAAGAAGAAACUGGGUUGCUGAGUGCAGAGGAAUUAAACAAGAAAUGUGAUGAUUUCAUAAAGAAGAUGAGGGAAGGAAUCAAAUUUGAAGCACAACAACUGGUUAUGUUCUAA
Messenger RNA from Vitis riparia (riverbank grape), 468 nucleotides. RefSeq lists its product as uncharacterized. The record is from RefSeq and is a predicted model, not a curated record. The transcript has a single exon. Lineage: Eukaryota; Viridiplantae; Streptophyta; Magnoliopsida; Vitales; Vitaceae. Bases 1 to 468 code for a protein of 155 amino acids.